UCGUAUCGCGCAAAACUCGCAACUCUCACUUCGCUCGCUCCCCCCAUCGACAUCGCUGCGAAGGCCCCCUUCUUUAAACAGAAGUUGCCCAGGCAGGGCAAGCAAGCAACUUGGCCGGGCCCCCCUCCACGCUUCGUCUUUUCGUCUGCUACAGGUCGUCGUCUGCUGCUGUUGCUGCUGCUGCUAUACCUGUACUCCUGUUUGCGAUCGUCUGCUCGGUGUGGCGCGGCAUGGCUUGGCUUGGCCGACGGCAUAGGAGACGUUGAACGUAGGAAACAUGCGGGCGCCGCGCCACCCGGUGAAGAAGAGAGAGACACAUGCCCCGAUGUUUUCUCGGGGCAAACGUUUGAGCAAGCCUCCCCGAGAGGUGUGUGCUGCUCGCGCUGCGGCAUGAUUACCUCACGAUGUUCGGCGUUGGGAUUCUGCUCGGCGCCGCCGUGACACGCCCGCCGAACCCGUGCUGUGGUGCUCGCGUGCUGGCGCGAGUUGUUCGUGCGGGUGCCACCGUGUCAACAAGCCAUGGAUCAAUCCGGUGAAGACCGAGAGAGUCACAGGAGUCGACCGCCCUCCGAGCAGCUGGCGGACCUGCACGUGUACAUUAUCCCCGAGGAAAGAUGGCUGCGGAAGCGGAAGUUGGCUCGGAACUACGUGGUGGACUACGCCAUUUCCGCCGGAUUCAUACGAGUCCUGCCCACUGCUCGCCUGGUGGACGUGCGGCGGGAGAUCAACCGGCAACUUGGCCACGACGUGGUUCCCAAGGAGUACGUCUUCCUUCGCAGCGUCGGAAGGAACUUCACCCAGGUGAAAGACUUUCAAGAGAUGGACCUGAAGGCGAAGAGCUUCCUCCCUCCUUGUGCCAGCGAGCCCGAAAUCUACCUCAAGUCCGGCCAGUUCGCAGACCAAGGCUGGUUGCAUGGUGACGACAGCGGGCUCGACGAAGCCUACCUGGACGCAAGACGAACGCACGAAAUCAUCGAAAGAAGGAUAGGCGUGCUCACUCCGCCGUCCUUCUCGAGCCCCGACGGCUUCCUGCCGCAUUUGGACUCGACGCGACUGCUCCUCUCCCGACCGGGCAAGGCGCGCCGGUCGGCCGGUAACGGUGCGGUCGCGGGCGGCGCCACAACCGCCACCACCACGUACCAGUGGUCCAACGGCGGCACCGCCGGAGCCGGACCGUACCAACAGCACCGCGUGACCACCACAACGACCACGACUACGCACCGGUCCACGACCACCGUCGAAGAGACGAGCGUCAGGGACCAGGUGCACCUGCUCAGGCUUCCCGCGCCUCCCAGGGACGAGAAGGACCUAGUGGAGAGGGAGGGGAAGCCGGAGGAGGAAGAGGAGGAGAGUGAACGCCAGCAGCAGGCUCUCGACGGCCAGUCAGAAGACCGGGUUCACGAGGAGCACACCGUAGGGGAGGCCGACGGCCCCGAACUGAGCGACGCGCCCCCGCCGGCCUCGUCGGUUCGGAGAAGACCCUCGGUGGCCUCCUCGUCCCCGGCGGCGCCGGUCACCGGCGCCGAUGCCAAAGACCUCGCCGCGCAAGAGGUCGACGACGCCAGGUCCAAGGACCAGAGCGACAACGACGUCGACGACGCUUCGGCCCAGCGCGAUCAACAGCGCGAGCCCAGCGAAGCGACACCCUCGCCGGCGGCGUCUGUCAGAGACCGCCGCAGCCGCAGCGACGGAGCGGGCACGAUCACGCUGACGCUGCCGUCGCCCACGUCGGGUGCCCCGGCUCGCACGUCUCUCGGGCCCCAGAGGAGGCCGAGCCUGACCGAGUCCCGACGCAGGAGCGUGGCCACCGUGCCCGUGGUGGAGAGCAGCAGGCUAACGGUGCCGACGUUCCAACAGCAGCCGCGGAAGCUGAGCUUCGCUGGCGGAUCGUUCGGACCGAGACGCGGUGACGAAGACAGUGGGGGCCAAAGAUUGAAAACACGAGCACAGAGCGAAGAGGCACUCUCGCAAGAUUUCGAAGGGGAGAGCGAGCGACGACCUCGGAGGAGGCCCAGUCGCGAAGCCGAAUCGCGCCGCUCGAGCACAGCCGUUUCCGCAGACCGCGAGGAGCAGGAAGCCGACACCAAACCGGAAGCUGACGCUGAGGCGAAAGCGGAAGUAGACGCGGCGGAAGCUGCGCGGGACCGCGGCAGCAGCAGCGCGGAGGGAACGUCCUCGGAUCAGGAACCGCGCGCGGGGGACCGCGUUGAGGCGUCGCGUUCGAGAGAAGAAGUCACUAAGGCCGCGUCCGAAGCCGAGAGGGAUCGCGAGGAGGAGGAGGAGGCUAAGGUUGAGGACGGGUACGGCGGGCGCGAGGAGGCGGAACCGGUAGGCGAGUCGCGUGACUACUUCCGCGAGGAAGGUCCCUACCGUUUGGAAGUGACCGAGGAAGAAGAGAACGAGGAGAGUGCGGUCGCGCAGGCGACUUCAGACGCGCCCGUAGGUAAGGUAGGCGACGUCAUCGCCGCGCCGUCGAGCCAGCGCACGUGGAAGGCAACUGGUGGUGGCGACCGAGCAUCCCGAAGGAGUAAGUACCCCAGCAGCGUAGGACAACCCCAACUCCAGAAGCAGCAACAAAAGCAGCAGCAGCAGCAGUACACGCGGGCGCCAGCGGCGACUAGAGGUGGUCCAAGCAGAAAACCGGCGGUAGCCGGUGGUGCGAAGGCGGCGUCGCAGACCGCGAUGAGCGUUCCCGAAAAAGUAGCCGGUGUACGGAGCCGGAAGCAGUCCCGGGGCCAGUCUUCGGGAGUCACGGUCCAAGUCGCCAAAGUGCGGCUGGUUCCAGGCAGGCCUGCGGCUGAGGCCGGAACGGCCGACGCCGAAGCCGAGGUGUCGGAGAUCAGGGAAUACGUGAGGCGAGGCGGCGACAGGAUUCGAGACGACGGCGGCGAACGCGACGCGUCCAGGAGGGCGUCCAGGAAGGCGGUGAACAACGUCGACACGGCGCGCACGGUGGUCGAGAGCUACAGAAAGAGCGACGCCGCCGCAGCGGCGGCGGCAAAGAAGCCGAAGAGAGAACGGACCUUCGACGUUGAAGUGUACGUGACUGAACUGGGCGAGGCGGGAACGCAGACAGGGGGAGGGGCCGGAGCUUCCGGGAAGGCCGUGAAGGAACGUGGGUCCUCGUCCAAGGGCGGAGGCGGUGGCAGUGGCGUACGGCGCCGGUCCAGGAGUCACAAGUCGUUGAGCAAGAGUGACACUCGCGGCAGCUUGCUAGGCGACAGUGGACACGUGAGGGCCGACAAGGGCGCGGACACCACGGACGCGGACGCGAGUAGCCUAGCCGAUAGCGCAGGGUUUAGUCAAGACAAUCCGUCGUUAGAAGACAACGGCGGAGCCGAACGUGAACGGUCUGAUAUUGAACUAGACAGAUUAGAAAAUAAACGAGACAUCGAUGACGCUGGGAACGGCAUUGACGGGAAUAUUUCUGCGGACGAUGAAGGUUCUGUUGACGAAAAUGGAGUUGAGCGCGCUUUCGAUCCGAGCGAAGUUUCAGACCGUGAUUUGGAUAGCCACGUAGAUGGCGACGAAAUCAAGCCUUCCGUGGCGGAGUUACUAAGCUCGGCUAAUGCGCCUGAACUGAGGGAGAAAAUUGAAAGUGCAGAACGGAAUGAACUCGGCAGCGAUGCGGUGCAGCCAGUGACGCCAGAAGACGCAGGCAGGAUAAAAUCUAGCGAAGAAAGUGCCGCCGGUGGGGAAGCAGGUGAUGACAUGUUGGGCCGGAACGCGGCGCAUAAGCCAGAGGUAGCCGAGGAACAUGAACACGGAGUUGAACCAAAUGAAGUCGAACAAUUAACAGGCACACCUGACCAGAAACAAGCAGAAGGUGACGAAGGCCAGAGGAGUGUUCCAGCAGCACCUGAUAAGUUUGACAAAACGGAAGGUCAUGUAAACACCACAGAUACCAAUCCAGAAGACAUAGAUUUAAGGCCAGUUGCCGAACCAGGCGACUUACGCGAUAUCCACGACGAACUAGGAAGGCCCGAGGAAAGUGACAACCAAAAGGAUACUGCCCCCAGUUCGAAUGACACAGAGGGAACAAAAGAAUUAGAAGGGGAUGAUUCGCACAAAUCCAUUCACAAAGUGCAAGAAAUUGAGACCAAUGAAACAAAUGACGACAAGAGUGCUGUCACAAACGAUGAAGUCAAGACAUUGGUAGGUGAUCAAAAUAACGCGAAGGAAUUCGAAGCUUCUCGUGAAGCAAGGGGACGCAUUCUAGAGGAAGGCAGUAAGGGCUUAGAUGGAAACAGCAACGACGACGCCAGCCAUGCUGAGGCUUCCGAGGCAAUGGUCGUAGACAAGAAACCCGAGGAACCACAGGACGUCCUUGACAAUGCCCAUAGCCAUGUUGAGAAUCAAGACGGCGACGUUACAAAAGUAGACGAUGCAGCAGAGGGACGGCUGGAACUCGACACAGAGAGAAACGUGUCCGCAGUUGGUACUCGACCAGGAACAGCUGUAGCAGCUGAGACAACUUAUUCUCAGGGCGAUAAAAGCCACAACGAGCUUUCGGCCGAUGACGCUUCAAGGCCAACUGGUGAACACGCAUAUGUCGAAGAUGGAGAAAACCGCGCGAGCACUCCAGAAGCAAAAUAUGAAUAUGGCAAUGCUAUGAAAGGCGUAUCAAUUGAAGAAGUUAACAAUGAAAAUAGUGAUGCUGCGGUAGAAUCAGAAGAAGCGGCUCGUGAGGCGAAUGAUAUCACUAAUGCCGCCACUGACACUGUCGCUGACACUUUGGACAUUGACGAGAAAGCGAGGGCCGAGGAAGCUGAUCAAGAAAUCGAGGAGAAUGUCAACGGUCUUCCAGAAGCUGAUCAAAAUGAACAGAAUGAAGAAUCGGUGCUUAAUGCAGUACCGAGCGAAUAUGUUACGAUUUCGAACGAAAACAACGAAAAUGCGAAAGCAAGCGAGGUUUCUGCAAGCGAAGUUGAAGCAUCGCCAGAUGCUGUAAACGAUGAAGAAGCGAACUACUCUAUCACUCACGAGGGUACAACAAUCGAACCCACGGCUUUUAGCGAAAACAACAAAAAAACGAACCACGUCGAAAAUUACGCGAGUGGACCUGCAGCCGAGACGUCACCACCUCUUGGAGACGUGAAUGAUGGGAAAUACGAAGACACACACACAGAAACGAAGGCAGACCCAAUGCCAAACGAGAAAAGCUUAGAAAAUGAUGAAGCUGACAACAGUGAUAAAACUCAAGACGGAAACUUAUCUACCACAACAAAGGAAAAAGAUGAGAAAGAGAGCAGUACUGAGCCAGAUGCAGCUGAGCCGGACGUCGUGCCGAGAGAUGAAGUACAGAUGACAAAUACUAGCGCCGAUAUCCGCUCUCGAGACCCAGCACAUAACGACAACAAGAAUGAAAAGCUUAACGAAGAAGACAUGACACCUAGCACGAGAGGAGGCACUUCUGAAGAAGGCGUAAGUCGAGAUAACGCACAAGAGGACGUUGCGCGCGAACCGAUCCAUGACGGCAACGAAGGACAGACGGAUGGUGCAUCCGAUACGCCGAACAAUCACGAAGCAACGGCCUCGGAAACCUUGCACCCUGCAGGGACUACACAAGAGGCGUUGGCCACACAGCACGAGGCGGAGGAGCAAGAGAAACACAAUCGUCGCAGCGAGGACGCUGCCUCUCCAGAUUCAGCGACGAUCGUUGAGCCCGAAGAAGGUAACGCGGAACCAAUCCUCGCUGCCGGCAAAGAAAAAUGCAACGAAGAGGGACAAGGUGACACACACCUUGAGGGCGAAAGCGUUGAUAACGAAGACCACAGUGAUUCGCUUAGGCAACACCCGCUUGUAGAGGGUCAAGAAAUAGAGAGAACAGAAGUGCCCGAACAGGAGCAGCAGGUAAGUCAGACCGAAGCCGAGGCACCGAACAUGGUUGGUGAAAAAGCUGAAGACGCCGACACCCGGGAGUCAGUCGAUAACGUCGAAGCGAACGUCGACCAAGAAACAGCUGCAGAAACAGCUCGUACGAGCGGUGAUACAGAGGGAGCUGGCAUCUCUGAGGCGAAUGCUGAAUUAGGGGAGACCGCAAAGGCCACAGACAGUGACGCAAGUACGGAACGAGCUGAGAAAUCUGAUGCCGAUGACGUACAAGAAGUACCGGCGAACGCAAAAGAGCUUCGCCACAGUACGAGUGAUACUAAUGAACCCGACGCCAAUGCCGAAGACGCCGUCAAAUCCGCAGAUCCAAAGUUACAUGCCGAGGAAACGGAAACGGACGUGCCCACUGCUACUACGGACCGCGCUUCGCCAACCACUGACGCAGACACGUCGCGUACCGAGGAGGACAGCGCGUUCGCCGAUGGUACGUACACCAGCACUCCCUCGCCCGCCACGAGCAGGGCCGAGUUGGCGUCGCCCAAGGACCUCCUCCGGGAGGGCGAGAACCUCGACGAAGGCAUCCUAGCGGACGAGCCGCCCGCGACGAGGGGCUCUCCGCAAGACCGGGAAGAGAACGGAGAAGGCGACGGCGCAGUCGACGCCGCGACUUCUUCAAGCAGCGGCCGUGGGAGCCGCGGUACCGUCACCGAAGUACCGCUACCCGUCACGCACACGCCGCAGAUCCGGGGCCCAAAACCCAAGGCUUCGAGGAACGCGGAAGCUGCGAAAGCGCCGAAAAUCAGGGCUCCGAAGGGCGUCAGCGUGCUGCCGUCGAGGUUCAAGCCUCCGACGACGACGAAACGAAACGCGAAGGAACAUCCCGUGAUUGCCGGGACCGGAGGCGUGCGGAGGAUCCGCUCCGACGGCGAGCACAUCCACCAGGCGUCCGUGGCUGCGUCGAGAACUGCGCUGACGACGCCAGAGCAGCAUCCGGACAAUGCCAGCAGGCUGCUCGGCAGGCAUAGCCGCAGUGUAAACAUGGAGGAACAAGGACUCGUUGAGAUCGCGAGGCUACAGAAAAAGCUGGACACACUUCGAGAGGAACGACUCGCAUGCGAAGCCAAGAGGGAAGACCUUCUGCGACGCGCAAAGUUCCUCCAAAGCAAGGCUACGUCUACACGGGACCAAGCACGCGACAUGUGGCGCCGCCGCUACGCCGAGGAAAAGAAGAUCACGCCCAAGCUGGAGGAAGAGAGCGCCCGCUGGAGGCUGGAACUGGAGCGGCUGCACCGGGAGCUGCUCGCCAGGGUCGAAGGAGAGCUGCGCCUCACCGGCUACCCACGCUUCGAGCAACCCUCGAACAAGCUGAGCUACAAAAUAAUGAUCGCCAAAGUGCUCCAGGAGAUUGAAGACCUGAAGCGGCGCCUGGAGUACACCCGAAUAUCUCUCGGAGCUGAAGUCAGGCUACGAACGCAUGCAGAACGGGAAGUAAAGAACCUGAGGGAGGAUCUGCUGAAGAAGAAAAUCCAGGUCACCCUCACAAAGAAAGAAACACAGUCCGUGAUGGCACCGUUCCUCAGAGACUCCUUCUACUUCGUCGGUCCCAUUUAAGAGAUCGCCGCCAGACACACCAAUAUCUGAACUGUAUGUCACGCUCUAUAGGAUAAUAAAAAAAGAGCGCAGAAAAGAUUAUAAGGUACUGUAAAGAGGAAGUGUUAGCGAAACGUUGCCCAUUGCUACGACACCGUUCUUGUUAUCCGCUUUGUUCGGCGCUCCCAGAUAGCUUUGACAUCAUUUCAAACUGGAAAAAAGAAAGAAAAACUGGGAGUAACUGUAUCCAGUCGCAGUUUAGCGAGAUGGCGUCGUUCAGAGAGAACCGUAUGU
This is a messenger RNA of Dermacentor albipictus, 7716 nucleotides long. Its product is annotated as platelet binding protein GspB-like. The record is from RefSeq and is a predicted model, not a curated record. Lineage: Eukaryota; Metazoa; Arthropoda; Arachnida; Ixodida; Ixodidae.